Molecule: messenger RNA, 3411 nt
Organism: Closterium sp. NIES-67
Lineage: Eukaryota; Viridiplantae; Streptophyta; Zygnematophyceae; Desmidiales; Closteriaceae
Source: the annotation of a GenBank genome assembly
GUAAUUAUUUCUUGUGUUCUCAGAGCGCGGUACAAUUCACCACUUCUGAGGAUCGAGGGCAUGGUCGACCCUCGACAUGGCGAUCCUAAGCGCUUUACCCCAUAAAACCGCUCAGUAUCACUCUGAUCCGUAAUCAAACCGAUUGUUCACAGUUUGACAAGGUUGGGUUUGGGUGCUAGCCGAUCCCGAUUCUGGGGGAUUGUAGCGCACGCUUAGUGCGUCUGCGUCCCAAAAUUUGAGGACCAGAAAUACGGAGUGGGUAUAAAGUAGGUACGUAAUAGGUACGUCUGCUACGGAGUAGCCUUGCUAUACAAACAAUACCUACAAGAAAGAUGAGACCCACAUUUUUGUGACGUGGUAGCUCGUUCGGUGCAUUCGCGCAUUGGCGGACCGUAUCGGCGCUAGGUUCGGUAGCAAUGGCACGGCGUCCGGUGGCAAUGGCACGGCAUCCGGUGGCAAUGGCGCGGGGAUUGCUUGGCAGUGCCCUUCAGGCGGCGAUGGUGCUCGCUGUUGUCGUCACUCCCAGUCGCUGCGCUUCGGGGCAGGACGUCGACCCAUUAGCGGAGGUGAUGUCGGGGGUGGCGUGGGAGUGGUACAACAAGGACCUCGCCGACCUCACAUGCGACAACGCCCCGGACGCUCUCGAAUGCAAUGCCAACGGCCAAGUGGUCGCCAUGCAGCUGAACGGCGCGUCCAACGAGACCCUGGCCACCAUACCCGCGUGCAUCGGCAACCUCACCACCCUCACCUACCUGAACUUGGCGGAGAACGCUAUCACCGGCUCCAUUCCAGAGUCUUUCAGCAAGCUCUCGCUGCUCAAGUCGCUGGAUCUGAGCACCAACUUCAUGAAGCAGCCCAUCGACGUCCUCGCAGCCCUCACCAGCCUCACGCACCUGAACAUGAGUGGGAACCUCAUCAGGGCGCCACUUUCACCAGCCGUGGGACAGCUGCCAGCCCUCGUGCACCUGGAUUUCGCGAACAACCUCGUGGAUGAUGUCAAGGAGCUGUCUGCCCUCACCAACCUCAAAUAUCUGAGUCUGCAUGACUGUGCCAUGGGAUCUGAAUCCCUGAGGACUUUCAGCACCCUGACAGCACUGCAAUUCCUGGACCUCCGAAACAACACGUUUGAGGGCUCACUCGACGCCCUCACAACACUCACUCGCCUCCAAUACCUGAGCCUAGCCUACAAUAGCGUUACGGGCAGCAUACCAGCUGCCCUCACUCGCCUCUCCAUGCUCACAUUCCUCGAGCUUGCGAUCAAUGGUAUUAACGGGCCAGUCGACACUGUUACAGCCAUGACUGCACUCCGUUUCCUGUCGUUCUACCAGAACAACUUCUCGGGCUCCUUUCCUGUCACCAUCACUCGCCUCGUCAACCUCACCUACCUCGAUCUGGGCUACAACAGGUUCAGUGGGAGUGUGCCAGAGUCUUUGGGCCAGAUGUCAAACCUCCGCUACUUGGACCUUGGAGACAGCUCGCUGCAGGGGUCGGUGCCAGCAUCCCUGGGGAAUCUCACCAACCUCGAGAAUCUUGGGUUCUCUGGUUUCUGGUUUAUCAACACCAAUGCAACGACGGGUCCAAGUUGCGGUGUGGGGGGUGCGUGUGUGGUGGACCAGAACGCCUCCACGUCCUUCUGCAGCGCGUGCCCCGCCUUCUGCCAGUCCUGCUCGCCGCCAGGGCUCUGCGUCGGCUGCAAGGAGUCAGAGCCCCAGCCGGAGCAGUCAACCGGAGGCAGUGGUCUGUCUACAGGGGCCCUGAUCGGCAUCAUCGUGGGUGGGGUGGUGGUGCUGCUGCUCGCUGUCAUCGGGGUGGGCGUCUUCUUCUACCUUCGGAGGAUGAAAAGGGCAUCCCGCUUUGGCGCGCUGGCCAAGGGGGUGUGUGUGGAGUACACAAUGAAAGAAAUGGAGCAAGCCACCAACAGCUGGGCGGACAGCAACCUGCUGGGGUCAGGGGGUUUUGGCGACGUGUACAAGGGCGUGUCCCCGGACGAUGGCACCACGCUGUGGGCUGUGAAGCGCGCCAAAGUGAUCACCAAUGACUUCCAGAGGGAGGUGUCGGAGAUGGCGACGAAGCACCACCCGAACCUGGUGCGGCUGCUGGGGUACGCCACGUGCGGGGACCUGCGAGACCGCAUCGAGCAGGUGCUCGUCUACGAGUUCAUUUCCAACGGCGACCUGCACAGAUGGCUCUCCAAAGACGCGCCCUCGCCACUGACGCUGAAGCAGCGGCUGGACAUCAUCAUCGGCGCGGCGCACGGGUUUGAGUACCUCCACGGCUUUGACAUCGUGCACCGCGACAUCAAGCCCGCCAACAUCCUCAUCGAUGGCAACAUGCAGCCCAAGGUGGCUGAUUUCGGGCUGGUGCGAGUGGAGGGAGGCACCACGGUGGUAGCCACGCGAGUGAUGGGAACACCGGGCUAUGUGGACCCUGCUUACUCUCGCACGCAGAAGGCCACGCCUGCCACUGAUGUGUACAGUUUCGGUAUUCUCAUGCUGGGAGUGCUCACCGGCAAGACUGCCAUCUUUGAGGAGGGCCACCGCACAUGGAGCAACCUCGAAUGGGUGCAGGAGAAACUCGCUCAAGGGGCAGUGGACGAGAUAGCGGACCCCUCCAUGGGCGACGACCGCCCUCCUACCAGCGCCGUGCAGCGCAUAGCCGACCUGGCCAUCCGCUGCACCGCCACCUUCACUGCAGACCGCCCCACCAUGGCGCGCAUCGCCUGUGAGAUGGAGGCGCUAAGGGCCGAGGUGUGCGGCGGGGAGGAGGACCUGGUGCACCGCGCGCACCGCCAGGUGGAUGAGGAGCUGAAGGAGAGCAUGGAGCAGGAGCGGGAGAUGAACGCGGAGUUAUUUAUGACGCUCACUGGGGGGGACACGGGGAGCAUGAUGGGGAUCACGGGGGAUAUGGGGGGCAUGAGCACACCUGAGGUGCAAUCGGGCAGUCAGGUGUGAAGGGAAGGGAACGGCUUUUGAGGCGUCUAAGAGGUGGGUGCGGCGUUGAAGGAGAGUGUGCAGCAGCAGAAGGAGCGGACCAAGGGGCGGUUCACAGAGAUCACCAUGCUCACCAUGAGGGACCGGGGGGGCGUGAGCACCGCUGAGGUGCAAUCGGGCAGUCACGCGAUUACGCGAAGAGUGGUGCAAAGGGAAGGGAAGGGACGGGAAAGAACGGUGCUAGUAUAUGUGUGCAAGCAAACGGACUGAUGAUGGUUUCGGUGGGUUCUGUUCUGUUCUGUGGUCCAUCAAGUACACCACUUGCCGAGCAGCUUACACAGUACACCUUGUUGGUGUUGGCUGACCGACUGCCUCGCUGGAGUGUUAUUUAUACUGUUGCUGGGUACACGCGUUUCUGGGUCAGGUUUAGUGCUUGCGUAAAAUUAUUUGCUCGACUCAGUGACAACAUUUGGCUUGACAG